GUUACUUCCUUAAUGACGUACCGACGUACCGCGAACGCGGUACGUGACACAGCUCCGCUAAUAUCGGUUGUUGGAAUAAACCGAAGCUCGAGUUUAGUCCGUUUCUGCUCGUUUUAUCGACCCAAUAACUGCAUAUUCCUUUCUGUCCGCCAGAGCUACGAGGACAGUAUGGCAGUUGACUGGCUGGGCUUUGGCUAUGCAGCUGCUGUUGUGCUUGGAGGUUUUAUGGGGUAUAAAAGAAAAGGAAGCUUGGCAUCAUUAAUAGCAGGACUGUUUUUUGGAACCAUAUCUGCAUAUGGGGCCUUUAAGGUAUCUACUGACCCUCAUGAUAUAUGGACCUCGCUUGCUGCUUCUGGUGCUCUGGCACUUGUAAUGGGGUUGAGAUAUAAGAACUCUGGGAAACUGAUGCCAGCAGGUAUUAUGACUGGACUAAGCCUCCUGAUGGUUGUGCGACUGCUGAUCUUCUGAAAAUCGCCAUGAUAUAAACUGCUCUUAAGAUAUUGUGUUACAUAUUGUACCAGCUCUGGAUCACGUAUGUACUAAUCACAUGUGAUAGUGCCACUGUUUGAGUAAAACACUUACCUUGUACAUUCCAAAUAAAGCUUAUUUUUUAAUCUCUUUACA
Messenger RNA from Pygocentrus nattereri (red-bellied piranha), 624 nucleotides. RefSeq lists its product as uncharacterized. The transcript has 5 exons. NCBI's taxonomy places the organism in Eukaryota, Metazoa, Chordata, Actinopteri, Characiformes, Serrasalmidae. Gene Ontology annotation, biological process: regulation of heme biosynthetic process. Gene Ontology annotation, cellular component: mitochondrial membrane. Bases 13 to 468 code for a protein of 151 amino acids. The record is from RefSeq and is a predicted model, not a curated record.